Messenger RNA from Ostrea edulis (European flat oyster), 5731 nucleotides. Its product is annotated as cytochrome b5 reductase 4-like. The transcript has 19 exons. NCBI's taxonomy places the organism in Eukaryota, Metazoa, Mollusca, Bivalvia, Ostreida, Ostreidae. The record is from RefSeq and is a predicted model, not a curated record. Gene Ontology annotation, molecular function: oxidoreductase activity; heme binding. The coding region runs from base 1066 to 2811 and encodes 581 amino acids. Gene Ontology annotation, cellular component: endoplasmic reticulum. Gene Ontology annotation, biological process: generation of precursor metabolites and energy; superoxide metabolic process.
AAUACUCUCAAACAUCCAUCGUCGAAGUUAAGUAAGUUUCAGUUUUGAGUUUCUCAGUUUUUCGGGGGACUGGCACUGCAAACUGGUAGUGUAAGAAGGAGAGGAGAGACUGAUCACUCCAGGUGGAUAAGAAGUUGUUUGUGUGAGGAUAAUUAGUACAUGGAUAAAUUACCUAUGAUUUCUGUCGUUGGUUAUCCAGGGAAUAGGACAAUGAGGACAGAAGGAAAUUAGCAUCAUGGGAUGUACCAGAUGACGUCAACCAGGUGAAAUUUCCAAUGAUACGAAAAAUCACCGGACAACUCAAACGGAUGGAAAUGAUACUAACGUUAAGAGAAUGAAAAAGUUUCUUAGUGUAGAAGUCUAAAUCUAAUUAGUUAUUUUAUUUUAUUUGUGGCAACUUGCAACAAUAGCUAUGUGCUAAAUACUGCUUAAAGGAAGAGUUGAAAGAAAUUAAAGCUUGUCAACAACUGUCUGGAGAAAUGUAUCAGAAUUGUGGAGACGUUUAGCUACUCUCACAGGCCAUUAGGAGACAUUGAACUUGUAUUUCUUACUGUUGUCUUGACGACAUUUCGUAUUCGGAUGAUGUGAAUUGCAUGCCAGCCACCAAUGAUCUUAUUGACAUUUAAGGUGUUAAGUGGAUUGUACUUGAAAACAGUUGGUCAAAUCGCAUAGAUAAUCCUAGACACUUCUUGGUUCUGAGGCAAACGACAGUUUAUUCAUCUAGUCGCUAGUCUCGUGCGGUCCAUGUUCGAUAGUAAAAGAUUUGUUUGUUAAAUAUGCAAUAUUCAAAACUUCAAACAAAAUUAAGCAGUUGUGGAUUAUAUACUGUUGGGAGGUAAAACUUAAUCGAAAAACUGGUAAUAAGUAUUAGAGAAUUUUUCUUUAAAUAGAACUAAUGGAUUUAUGAAGUAAAUAUUCCAUUGCAAGAAAUCAUAUGCUCCCUUUGGUGUAUUGUGUGAAAUUUGAUUGAUAAUUUCUGGGAGGUUAUGUAUCCUAUGUGAGAAGCUGUAUUAACAUUACAAUAAAGUUCGGAAGACUUUGGAUCUCUUAGCCUGUGUAUGCGAGAUGUCUCAGAAAUCCAGUGGAUGUUUUCUGGGGUGCAUGCUGAAGUUGUGCUCUUCUAAAUCCCAAGAAAAGACAAAGAAAGGCUCACCAACCCCAAGCAGCAGCUCCCUAGACUACAAAAUGGCUGGCAAAGACUUCCUACAGCCGAGCUUUCCGGCCCUCAACUCCCAACAACGACUCUCAGAUACCAAGACAAGGAACAAGGUGGCUCUCAAACAAGGGAGGUCACUGAUGGACUGGAUCCGACUUGGGAGAAGUGGGGAGGAUCUUACAGGUGUUGGGGGUAAAAUGUUGGAGGUGGAUGCAGAAGAAUUGGCCAAGCAUAAUCACAGGAAUGAUGCAUGGAUUGCUCUUAGAGGAAAAGUAUACAACAUAACCCCCUACAUGGAGUAUCACCCUGGGGGUGAGGAAGAGCUGAUGAGGGGGGCAGGGAUUGAUGGAACUCAGUUAUUUGAUGAGGUUCAUAAAUGGGUGAAUUAUGAGUCCAUGCUUGAGAAGUGCUUUGUAGGGAAGCUGAAGUCCACACCACCAGCUCAUAGACGUGUUUCCCUGUUAAGGACCUCGGAGUCUGGUGGAACAACCCCAGUUUUGCACAAAUCUCUUGGAAAAACUCUAACCACAGAAUCAAGGAAUGGGCCUAUGCCGCCACCAUCAUUGAAAGUAUUAGAAGUACCUACUGUUCCAAAAUUUGAUUGGUUCCAAACUAGCUCUACAGUCACAAUGGUGGUGUACACGAAAUGGAGGUCCAUGAAAUCAGAUUUCGUUGUUAUAGACAAUCUGGAGAACAAAUUUCUAGCCACCCUGUACAUAGAAGAUAAUAUUUACUACUUACACAUAGAGCUUGCUGAAGCAGUAUCAUUAAGCUAUGAAGUCAGAGUAAACAAGGACACGGGAAAAACAGAAAUUAUACUCACAAAAGAACAGGCUGACCAGCAGUGGUCAAGUCUUGGGAAGCAUCUAGAGAAACACAAUAAACUGGUCAAAGCCAAAGAACAGGAUAUUGAGUACAGGACAUGCACUGUCGAUUCUUUGUCUCCAGUUACCCAUGAUUCCAAGUUAUUAUGUCUGUCACUUCCUGAAGGAACAAGAAUGUGUGUACCUCUGGGAUACCAUGUCCACAUCAGGCACAAAGUGUCAGGGAUGGAGGUGGUGAGGAGUUACACAGCAGUGCUGCCGACCUUGGCUGGGGACCAGGAUACACGGGUUAUGGAUGGUCAAGUCCUCUACCUGAUGAUCAAGAUUUACAAAGGUGGAGCCCUCACUCCGUGGAUCGAUUCCCUCAGUAAAGGUGACCCUAUAGAGGUCAGUACAUUUACAGGGGACUUCAAUGUGCAGCAUUUGUCAACGUGUCGAGAUUUAGUCAUGUUUGCAGCAGGAACAGGUUUUACACCCAUGGUUCGCCUCAUAAACCACAGUAUACAGGACCUCCAGUCUAAUGUAAAUGUUAAGUUAGUAUUUUUCAAUAAAACAGAAGGAGAUAUUCUGUGGUAUGAUCAGCUGCAAUCUUUGACAAAGAAGUCUGACAGAUAUUCAGUCGACUACGUUUUGUCAGAGGCAGCCGACAGCUGGUCUGGAAGGAAAGGAAGGAUAACUCUAGAUCUGAUGAGAAAGUCAUUACCUCAACUCGGCGAGAACUCCAACACACUUAUAUGUGCCUGUGGUCCCACUCCAUUUACUAACUUAGUCACUCAAUAUGCCAAGGAAUUAGGAUAUUCUGAUAGUCAUUACCAUGCAUUCCAAGGAUGAUUGAGUCCAUAAUGAGCUCAACUUGAAACUUGUCUCAGGGAAAUGUAUCACAAAUCUGUCUGUGGCUCAUGGGCGGGGCCAACUCUUGUCAACGGAGUCUACUUAGAAAAAGCUGAGGAAAAGGAUCGAUAUCUGUUAAAAUUACCUCUAUGUAAAUCUGCCACAGCGGUUCAGAUUUUAAUCCAAAAAGGGAAUAUGAAAGGCAGAUAUAAUAUUUAUUAGUUUUCUGGUCGAUCAAAACUGUUGGUUGUUUAGAAGAGUGUUUGAUACACCUACUAAUACUGUAAACUCUAUCAUUUCUGUGGGGGUGUGAUUUUGUUGUUUUUACGGUAUAUGUAUACAGACAUACCCACAAAUUCAAAUCCUAAUUGAACAGGGGGAAAAAAGAGGGACAACUCUUAAACCAAAAAAUCAAGACCCACAAACAUGCAACUUUUCCCCCAACAUUUUGUUGUCAUAAAGUGAUGUUCAAAGUCUGGAGAUUUUUGUGUAGAUUUAUUUUACUGAUAUUGGAUUACAGUGCUGUAAAUUUGUUUUUCGGUGUCAAAUUUUGUGAAUGCUGAACAUUGUUUCUAUAAAAGAACAUGAUGAAUAUAUUUUACAAAUUUAUUUUUGCAGAAAAUAUCUUUUUUUUUUACCAAUUUAGUAGACCCGCAAACUUUAUUAUGAAGUAACCAAUAUUACAGUAUUAUGCUGUUUUUCUUGGCUAUCGAAUACACAGUGUCAUCAUCUCUUAUUGAGAACUACAAGGAGGAGUAGUGUAUGCGUUACUAUUCCAUUAAUUAAAUUUAAGGUGGUUCAUCACUCCCACUGAAAUUAUCUAGUUUCGGAGGAAACAGAAAUUGUUAUUGUUUUAAUGCAUGUAGAUACCAAUUAAGUAAUGAUGAGUAAAUUUUAUGGAAUAAACACAUAGAAAAUUCAAGAUUUAAUGAAUGAAAGUACAUUUUGAAAAGGUAUAGCUAACAAGACCAAGCAAAAUUCCCCACUGAUGAUUGACAGAUAGGUCAGUUACAUAACAACAGUUACAGGCUCGCAAUACAGGUGGGAUAAAUAAUCUGACAGUUACAGGCUCGCAAUACAGGCGGGAUAAAUAGUAUUAAUUCUGCCUUCUCGUGAUUGCAGUGCUGUACCUAUCAAAUAAAGUAAACACAAUUUCAAAAUCUUAGGAAAAAGUGUGCAUGAAAAUGGUGAUUUUAUGCGAGUAAUAUUACUUGUGGUCUUGAAAUUUUAAUCAAGGUCAUUUGUGAGAUUUGUUUUCACUACAUGAAGCAUGUUACAUCCAGAAAGCAACCAUGCGUUAUGUAAGUAGACUUAUCUUUCUGUAUGAGGUUUGAUCGGACGAGAGUUGUCCACUAGAAACAUCACCAGGAAUUUCACAUAAUAUACAAAAUAUUUUUUAUCAAUGUCAUAGUUUCUUUGGAAAGUUUGUUGAGUUUUUUGUCUCUUUACGAAUGUGUUUGUAAAUUGUGAGAGUUUUGAAGUCAUGAAUUUAUUCCAUAAUGCCUAUUUAUAGCAAUUUAUUAUUUAAAAUAUUCAACCUUGCAUCAAUAGAUUGAAGUAAUUCUUUUCUGUACGGUCUAAGAAUUGGACAUUUCCUCAAUAUGUUUCAAACAAAGAAAUCGUUUUACCGUAGAUGUCCAUUCUUGAUUGGUGCAACAGUCAUUUAAUGAUGAUGUAUUUUGUCAAAGAUUUCUUUAUCAGUCUGCAGACCAGUUGUUUGAUGGAAAACUCGAGGACUUCAUGAACAUUUGUGCAUUUUAGUUUUCUAAAACAGGUCUUGUUUUUCAUUAUCUGUGAUAUACCUGUUUCAAAGACCUUGGGAUGAUGUUUACAUAUGAUAAUGCUCUGCAAAAGUACUUGUGUUGGCAUUUGACAUUAUAUCUUAAUGAGUCACAUUGCCAUCUUAUACAAUAUAAAGUUUUAGCCUUGAAGGCAAUGUUGGUGGUGAAUCGAUUAACUGACAUGACACAAAUUACCUCCCUUUGCAGGAACCAUUUUUUAAAAAAAAAAUAUAUAGUUGAGCCAAUAUAUACCUCCGUAUUGUACAGGACUAUUCCAUUUAAAUUUAGCAAAGGGGUGUAUUAAUAUUUUUGUUAUGGUGGGGAUGAGACUUUGAUCAUGUAUGAUAGAAUGGACAUUCUUUGAAUAUUGAUGAAAGAAAUUCCAUACAACUUGACCGAAAUUGAGGCAUUCAAGAGACACGAGUGAAUGACCUAUGAAAAUAAAGAACCUGAGCCCUUCCUUGCAGUAGUUACUUCCUUUGACUUGUAACAAAUAAUGGAGGGAGAUGGGGGUUAAGAUAGCAGGAAUAUGUUUGUUGCUCAAAAUUCUAGUAAAAUGUUGAAUAGAAUGCAUACAAAACCACACCCUCCUGCAUGGAGUCUAUAUAGCUUACUGUGCUGCACUCAGGAUUUCCAAAUAAAUGACCGUAUUAAGAUGGAUAGCAAUUCUUACGACAGAGAACAAAAUAUAUAUAUUUAUUUAUUCCUGAUUAUGUACCGUUUGUUGGCAAAAUCCAGGGGUCGGUGUACGAGUCUUUAUUUAUUGAUGGGGGUUGUGUGAAAUAAGGUGCAUCCAUAUCCCAGGUAAUUUAAAUGGAAUAGUUCUUAAUUUGCUCAAGAAUUGUUACAAUUAAGAAUUGCUUUGAGUUACAGAUUAUUUUAGUCAGUUUUACAUUGUCACAUGAUGAAUUUCAAUCAAGAAUGAUGUAUCCUAGCAUUUACAGAAGGCAUUUUACCGAGGCAUACCCAAAUGAGAGAUCAUGUUAUGUUCUAUAUUGCUUGUUUGACAUGCACGUCCCUAAAGAUGUGAUGGAACAUCAUGUCAUGCUGGGGACACUUUUUACAUUUGUACAUGUUAGGGUUACCUGUUGUUAUAGACAUGUUUAUAGUGUUAUAAAAAUAAAUAAUUUAAUGGCUUA